This is a messenger RNA of Neltuma alba, 617 nucleotides long. RefSeq names its product 10 kDa chaperonin, mitochondrial. The coding region runs from base 132 to 425 and encodes 97 amino acids. The record is from RefSeq and is a predicted model, not a curated record. Gene Ontology annotation, molecular function: protein folding chaperone; ATP binding; metal ion binding. NCBI's taxonomy places the organism in Eukaryota, Viridiplantae, Streptophyta, Magnoliopsida, Fabales, Fabaceae. Gene Ontology annotation, cellular component: mitochondrion. The transcript is spliced from 3 exons.
UCCAGAGAUCCUGCUCUUGGGGCUCCGUUACUCUCUCGUAUGAUUUAAAAAGCGAUCUAGAUCAUACUACACUCCUUGUAUUGAUUUCUAGCGGAAUUUCCAGGGAAACCCUAUAUUCUCGGUUCUGAGAGAUGGCAAAGCGUUUGAUUCCAACCCUCAACCGCGUCCUGAUCGAGAAGAUAGUCCCUCCUUCCAAGACCACGGCCGGGAUUCUCCUCCCCGAGAAGUCCUCCAAGCUUAAUUCAGGGAAGGUGGUAGCAGUAGGACCUGGAGCGCGAGACAAGGCAGGGAACUUGAUUCCGGUGUCACUGAAGGAGGGCGACACUGUGCUGUUGCCCGAGUAUGGCGGCACCCAAGUCAAGCUCGAGGACAGAGAGUUUCAUUUGUUCAGGGAAGAGGAUAUUUUGGGCACCCUGCAUGAUUGAUGAAUUGAACGCUUCCUAAAUUGAGGGUUGCGACUGGUAAAAUAUAGUGGUGUCAAGUGGAUGUAAUUUGGCAUCAUUAUUUAGAGACUUUCACUCACAAUGUCAUGCUUGAUUGUGUUCUGAAAAAUGACAAUGGCAAUUGUUCUCCUUUGAUUUAGUGGCGGCCAUUUCAAUUGAACCUGUUUAGUUUAA